AAACAAGGAAAUGAAGGGGGGAGGCGGGAUUGGGGGUGUCUGCUGGAGCUGCCGCCACCGCCGCGGAGGAGGAGGAGGAGGUGGCUGCGGGGACCGCCGAGGAAUCCCCUGCUGAAGGCGGGAGGAGGAGGAGGGACUGAGCGGCGGCCCCCGCGUCCCGGUGCCUCUAUGGGGGAAGCAGACAAUGGAUUAUGAUUUCAAGGCGAAGCUGGCGGCGGAGCGGGAGCGGGUGGAGGAUUUGUUUGAGUACGAAGGGUGCAAAGUGGGACGCGGCACCUACGGGCACGUCUACAAGGCGAGGCGGAAAGAUGGAUUCCAGGAGGGCUUCGUGUAUGGACCUCAAGCGUUGGAGGUUGCAGACUUUUCAGCAGAAGAAUUGUUUGCAUCAAGCGUUUUUCAGAACACAGUAUCUCAGAUGGAAAGAAAAGAUGAAAAGGAAUAUGCAUUGAAGCAAAUUGAAGGCACAGGAAUAUCCAUGUCGGCUUGUAGAGAGAUUGCACUUUUGCGAGAAUUGAAGCACCCCAAUGUGAUCGCAUUGCAGAAGGUGUUCCUUUCUCACAGUGACAGGAAGGUGUGGCUGCUGUUUGACUAUGCAGAACAUGAUUUGUGGCAUAUUAUUAAGUUUCACCGUGCAUCAAAAGCAAAUAAAAAGCCCAUGCAGUUGCCAAGAUCUAUGGUUAAAUCAUUACUUUAUCAGAUUCUUGAUGGUAUCCAUUACCUCCAUGCAAAUUGGGUGCUUCACAGAGAUCUGAAACCAGCAAAUAUCCUAGUAAUGGGAGAAGGUCCUGAGAGGGGGAGAGUCAAAAUAGCUGACAUGGGUUUUGCCAGAUUAUUCAAUUCUCCUCUAAAGCCACUAGCAGAUUUGGAUCCAGUAGUUGUGACUUUUUGGUAUCGGGCUCCAGAACUUUUGCUUGGUGCAAGGCAUUAUACAAAAGCCAUUGAUAUAUGGGCAAUAGGUUGCAUAUUUGCUGAAUUGUUGACUUCAGAGCCCAUUUUUCACUGUCGUCAGGAAGAUAUAAAAACAAGCAAUCCCUUUCAUCAUGAUCAACUCGAUCGGAUAUUUAGUGUCAUGGGAUUUCCUGCAGAUAAAGACUGGGAAGAUAUUAGAAAGAUGCCAGAAUACCCCACACUUCAAAAGGACUUUAGAAGAACAACAUAUGCCAACAGUAGCCUCAUAAAGUACAUGGAAAAACACAAGGUCAAGCCUGACAGCAAAGUGUUCCUCUUGCUUCAGAAACUCCUAACUAUGGAUCCAACUAAGAGAAUCACCUCAGAACAAGCUCUGCAGGAUCCCUAUUUCCAGGAGGACCCCUUGCCAACCUUGGAUGUGUUUGCUGGCUGCCAGAUUCCAUACCCCAAACGAGAAUUCCUAAAUGAAGAUGAACCUGAAGAGAAAGGUGAUAAGAAUCAGCAACAGCAACAGAACCAACAUCAGCAGCCCACGGUCCCUCCAGCACAGACAGCAGCCCCUCCGCAGGCGCCCCCUCAGCAGCAGAGCAGCACCCAGACCAACGGGACUGCAGGAGGGGCCGGGGCCGGGGCCGGGGCCGGGGGCACUGCAGCAGGGCUGCAGCACAGUCAGGACUCCGGCCUCAACCAGGUGCCUCCCAGCAAGAAGCCACGGCUGGGGCCUUCAGGCGCAAACUCAGGCGGGCCUGUCAUGCCGUCAGAUUAUCAGCACUCCAGUUCUCGCCUGAAUUACCAAAGCAGUGUUCAGGGAUCCUCGCAGUCCCAGAGCACACUAGGCUACUCCUCCUCAUCUCAGCAGAGCACCCAGUACCACCCAUCUCACCAGGCCCAUCGGUACUGACUCCCGCAGCCCAGAGCAGACUCCAGCAAUAUGAUGUCCGCAUUGAAGAGAACCAAAAAUGCAAAAACUGUGAUGCCAUGUAAAACUUACCCAUGUGGGAGGAAGACUGUAUUCUGAGCAUCUUGCAGGACUGAUGUCUCUUCUCUAUUGACUUACAGAAGAUUUUUGUGAAGUUUCCCCAGCACCCUUUCCCUGCAUGUGUUCAUCGUGACUUCUCUGAUCGGGCGUCUGAUCCAAUCCCAGCACUUACCUUCUGUGACCUUCAGCAUUCUUUUGAAGGAUUUCCUGGUGCACCUUUCUCGUGCUGUAGCAAUCACUAUGAUUUAUCUUUUCAAAGCUCUUUUAAUAGGAUUUUAAUGUUCUAGAAUCAGGACUCCAGUGGUGUAAAGUUUUAUACUUCAUCAGCUAACCUAGCAACACAGGUAAAAACGUACCUUUUAAAGCACUACGUUGUUUUCACAAAAUAGAACUGUUUUGCUCAUGGAAGUCUUAAACAGAAAUUGUUACUGUCCCAAAGUACUUUACUAUUAUGUUUUUAUUUAUCUAGUUUCAGGGAAGGUCUAAUAAAAAGACAAGUGGUGGGACAGAGGGAGCCUACAACCAAAAACAGCCUACAUCUUCGCAGUUAGUAUGCUUCAUGCAAUGAAGCACCGAAGUGUGUGAUGGUUUUUAUGUAAUCAUUUACAUGGAACUUAGUUCCCAGAAUCAUCUUAUCCUGAACAGUAGUCAGUAAUGAAGAAUUAUAAAUUUAACUUCCUGUAGCUAAGUCUGCGUUAAAAGGGUUUUGAGAGCUUUGAUGAAAUGCAGUCCUCUGGUGACCCGCACCAGAGAGCUGAAGAGAACAUUAACUGCACUAGGAUUCUUUAAGGAGCAAUGCUGAUCAGAGGAUGUAUUACUUUCCUUUGAAGGAAAAGCUUCUAGUGUGUAUUGUACAUAAAGUUGGCUUCUCUAAAGAGCUGUUGGUUUCUUCACAUGUGGGCCAUCUUGAGUAACUUUCUUACAUAAUCAAGGGUACUCGACAGAAGCCUGCCAAUGAAUCUGCUUUUAAAAUAAAGAGCAGUGUUCUCCAUUCGUAUUUGCAUUAGAUAUAGAGUGACUAUUUUUAAGGCAUGUUAAAAAUUUAGGUUUUAUUCAUGUUUAAAGUAUGUAUUAUGUAUGCAUAAUUUUGCUGUUGUUACUGAAACAUAAUUCUAUCAAGAAUCUUUUCAUUGCACUGAAUACUUUCUUUUGCCCCUAGGGGAAAACUAAUAAUUGUGCCUAAAAAACUAUGGGCAGAUAGUAUACAACUAAACUAGAUAAAGUGCAUAUUUGCAUUUCCAUGAUCUAUGAAUUAGAGGCCGAGUUCUUUCUCAGUCAGUGUAAAGAACCCCUCACUCCCCAGAGUCACAAAGAAAUGUAGACUUAGAGCUCUCGUUGUAAUGUAAGGGACAGGACAUUUGUGUUCUCUGAAUGCUACUAGCAGCACCAGCCUUGUUUUAAACGUUUUCUUAGCUAGAAGAAAUAGCUGAUUGUUGUAUAUGCAAGUUAUAAGCAUUUUUUUACUAUUCUUUAUGAACUUAUCUACCUGGUUAUAUACUCUGGGUCCAUACACAAGUAACAUAAGACUUUAGACAGAAGCCAGUAUAUAUUUUGCACUAUUGAUGUGAUCCUGUAGCCAGCAAGGACCUUACUGAUUUCAGCAUAAUAAUGCUUAUUAAUAAUAAAGACUAUAUAGUGAUGCUCACCAACACUGACACAGUUGCAUGCAUGCUCCAUUGGAAGGAAUUUCUGAUUGUCUCUAUGGUAAUUUACCCCUUCCGUUUUCAAAAUGAAAAAUUAAUAGCCCUCUGCCUAAUGUAGCUACAUAUAUAAGGUUCUGUCCUGUGCCUGAAGCCUCACUGUCCAGAGUUAUUGGUCCUCAGAUGCUCCCUGCACCCUCACCGUGUACCCAGUGCUGUGCUGGAUGGAAGAUACAAAGGACAAGACGUACUAGCUGGCCCUUAAGGAGCUUAUGUUCCAUUCCAUGAAAGGGAGCUCUUCUGGGAUGGUUGGCUUAUGAGGGAAACCAUCUUAGAAUGUGAAGGUCCUUUUGUUCACUUCUAAACCCACUUGGAUGGAGUCACUAUUCCAAAUUCUGCUCCACGAUAAACUGUCAUGGAGAAGUUUCUAUGUGUAGUUACCUUUGAGAACGCCAGCAAUUCAGUAUCACAGCAGGCAUUCAUGUACAUUUGAAAUGUUCACAGCAGCCUUUCAAUAUUGGGUGGCUCUUGGUAGACAGAACACUAUUAAGUAGCUGUAGGAAAUUAGAAUGAAAAUAGAAGCUCUGUCCUGCCCUCAAGGGGACCUUACGUUUAAUGAAAGACAUACCCAAGUAUGUGCAUGAACCAAAAUGCCAUGUCCCUUCAUACUUUAUACGCAACUUUGAAAUACAGUUCUUGUCAUAUGUGCUUAUAGGAUCAUAGGACUACCUAGCAUUCCUGGUGUGUGGUGAAUUUUACUGGCAGAACUGGUGGAGAAGCUGUAAGGGGAUUUCAUCAGUUGUUCCCAGUACGAUGUUCUCCAGAAUCGAGCCAGAUAUCCCCAUUCCACACAGGACCGGGUUUCUGGUCAUUGCACUGGCCCUGGCCCUUUCCUCCUGUGGUCCUGCCUCAGAGUUGGUGAUGCCCGUUAUCUUUUAAGAUAAUUUUGAUUUGUAAUUUCUGUCUCCCUGUAAAGGGGCACAAAGCCUUGAACACAUUUAUGGUCCCUAAAAUUGUGGGACCUCAAAGGAGAACUAUGAAGCUUUUUAAGGUUCAAAUUUACCUUUGUAGUCCCCAAAUGACCACAUUCCUCUUUGAAAAUUUAUUACUGUCAUGUCCCCGAGAAUGCAGGGGGAAAUUCCUCAGCAUAUGGGAACACCUAAACCAGGGAAGGUCACAGGAAAGAAGGAAUCGACAUGAAGGUGCUCUGCUCCCCAUAUUACAAAUCAAUUUGAGGUAGCUUUCUGGUGAGGUGUGUGUUUGGAAAAAGGGAUUUCAGGGCAGCUGAGCUCAAGGGUAAGGUUGCCUGGUGGCAGGACUGACACUAAGAGGCUGAAGCAAUCCUUGUGAGGAAACAGAUCAUGCAGUAACAUACAAAAACCAAGGACAUGUAUAUUUUUAUAUCUGUGUGGUUUUGAAACUUUAGUACUUAGAAUUUUGGCCUUCUGCACUACUCUUUUGCUCUUAUAAACAAUUUACCUUUAAAAAUGGAAAGGGACGGCAUUUACAUAUGUGUUCACUGCCUCAUUCCUGGUGAAGCAGCUGUUAGUUAUAUGCCUCUAAAACUAUGCUGUUUUCUCUGCUAAAGAGAGAAAAAAUAGUUGGACAAUAAGACUUGCCACUUAGUCUGCUUGGAAUAAAUUUAUGUAGCAGAAACUAUAUAAUGAAGGAAGAAAUGUAUGAAAAUUGCAAACCCCAACCUAUCUAUGGUGAUAUCUUUGCAGGAAAUAGAGGAAGGCAGUGAAAUGGCAGUGAGAGUAAAGGAGGCUUGAAGGAUUCAAGUAUAAGUAACGUUUUAUAUGAAGCAUAUUAGUUUAGGUCCCCAUAAUCUUAAAGAAUAUCAUAAAUAUCAUAAAGCAAAGUUCAUUGGUUUAGGAUUUUUAAAAAAUGUGUUGUACCUAAGGCCAUACUUACUCUUCUAUGCUAUCACUGCAAAGGCGUGAUAAGUAUGUAUUAUAUGAAAAAAAAAUCCUUAAUGCACUGUUAUCUCCUAAAUAUUUAGUAAAUUAAUACUAUUUAAUUUUUUUAAAGAUUUGUCUGUGUAGACACUAAAGGUAUUACACAAAAUCUGGACUGAAGAUGUCCUUUUUAACAACAAUUUAAAAUACUUUUUAUAUAUGUUAUGUAGUACAUGCUUUCUUAAACUGCAUAGUUUGUAUUUCCCAUAAUUCCUAUUUGUGAAGUGUGCUCGUCCUUGUCUCACUUCAGUCAUUCCCUGCAUGCAUCCCUCUUUAUGGCUAUAGAGAUGACUGUAUGCUCUCCACACUCUGCUGCGAGGUGUCGCUCAGGGCGCUGCACCCAGCGAGGCCCGCCCUGGGGGUGCAGGACAAGCCGCCGCUUUGGAGCCGAGUGUCCCCCGCUUUUGAGUUGUCCUGGCCCCCUCCUUGAAAUGACUGUUAAAACUAAAAUAAAUUACAUUGCAUUUAUUUUAUAUUCUUGGUUGUAAUAAAAAUUUAAUUGACUUUG
Molecule: messenger RNA, 5994 nt
Organism: Myotis brandtii (Brandt's bat)
Lineage: Eukaryota; Metazoa; Chordata; Mammalia; Chiroptera; Vespertilionidae
Gene: CDK19
Product: cyclin-dependent kinase 19
Exons: 15
Coding region: 185-1810 (541 amino acids)
Biological process (GO): protein phosphorylation
Cellular component (GO): mediator complex; nucleus; cytosol
Molecular function (GO): cyclin-dependent protein serine/threonine kinase activity; ATP binding; RNA polymerase II CTD heptapeptide repeat kinase activity
Source: RefSeq, a predicted model, not a curated record